AUGAGUUCGCAGACACUCUCAAGCACGGGGCCUGAGUACCCAGCCGCUCAUAUACUCGGAGUCGCACUCGAGGUGAGACAAAAAGUCUACAACUACAUCCUCACAAACAUCCACGAAGAAGCACGAAGUUGGGAGAAAUCACCAAAGUCCAGCUACGAUGGCUUACGGUGGACUUGCAAACAACUGUACUAUGAGACAACCCAGUCGAUUUUCCUGCAUCGAGUGUCAAAGCAGCAAUUGCCUGGUAUUGUUUCGAUCUCUAUCAACAAGGUGAAUGUGCACACGCUGCGAUCGUUGUACCUACGGAUCGAUCUCGCGCUCGGCAUUCAAGGUUGCUAUGGCCUUGCGGGAUUCCUUAACAGGUUUCAGUUGUCCUUACAAGAGCUUCAUCUGAUCUUCUCUGGCAAAGAUGCAAGUGGAAUACAGACAGGUUUUCAAGGUUGUGGGGGUCGAAGUCAUCAGACUAUAUGCUUUCAGGAAGAACUGUUUGAGCGGCAUCAGGAGAUAGAGAAAAAGCUACUGGUUCUUCGUCAGAUUCCGACGCUACGAAAUCUUGGGAUCCUGCGCAUCGAGAACAUGAACAUCGCCAUCCCGCGACCAGCGCUUCUGGCCAACAAGCCAUAUUUACAAGCACUCAGCGUCACUUGCGAUCCUCGCUCCCAAGUAACCGAUAUCCCACGAGUGGCGAGACGCAAUCCCCAGCUCUUUGCAGGUCUCCUCAUGCCUGUCAGACCAUUUCCUCCUGUUGCAGCAUUGACACUCGAUGCUAAUGCUGUCUUUUCCAUAGAGGCCUUAGUAAACAACGUCGCAAAAAGCCUUCGACAUCUUAGCUGGAUAAUCCCGGGUCCAGAGCACCACACUCAUCUUCAGAACGAACUGACAUCCUUCUACAACAUCACUGAAAGACUCAUGCAGACUUUGUGGAGAAUACCUCAACUAGAAGCGCUUCGGCUUUGUAUCAACCCGAGUAGAGGUCCUACUUACCCGAUGUGGUGUCGUAGAAACACAGCACCUGUUACGGAAAGUCUUCACAAAUAUCUACCUCAUUUCAAGGCAUUGAAGCACUUAGAGAUCCACGAAAAUGGAAACAACGAAUACUAUUACAACGGUUUGAUCAAUGAUCUCCCAUGCAGUUUGCGUCGAUUGUACCUGUGCAGCCGCACAAUUCCAGCAGCUCGACUUGCGGACUUAGUUCAGCGGCGAUACUUCCAUGGAGAAGAUGACAAUGAAUAUUCGUAUGGUGCAAACGUAGUGCCGAUCGAUAAUGAUUUUGCAUUCUACAAUACCUUGGAAUAUCAACGAGGAUCUUGUCUUCUCAGUGAGACUUCAGAGGCGGAUUGGAUCAGAGUGAACAGUCGAGGCUUCGUCGAAUACUUCACACAAGAAGAACUUGACUCAGCUGAAACGCCAACUGAUGGUGUGCUAUUGGUGCAUCGAGACGUCGGCACGAUAGAUGAUAGCUUCAAUGAAACUGGCACUGUUGGCGAGUAUUAUGAUCGGUUCGACAAGAUUCCUUUGUACGCGGGCAAGCUGGGCUUCAUCACCUUCGAGUACAACGUGCAGGCGGAAGUGGGGGAGUCUAGAGGUCGACUCGAUAACAGGCAAUACGACGAUUGUUAUAUGGAGAGCGACCGCACUCGGAUUUUCAAGUUGAAUGGCCGACUUCUCGACAGAGAGCACAAUAUGCACCUAGCUAUUUCCAGAGCCGCAAAUGCAGAACAGGCUGUGGCUGGAUCGUUCGACAGACGACAUGGCACCUUCGAGGACGAGCGCAAUUCGCAGUGGCCCGAUAUUAGACAGGCUCUGCUACAUCCAUGUCGGAAAACGAGGCACCCUUUUACCACCAAGCAAUUUGUUGACGAACUCGAACAAUGCUUCGACGAUCCUAUGACUUGGUACUUCGGCAACGAAGUCGCAGCAGAAGAAGUCUUCAAGAAGGAGCCAGUCGCGAAGCACGACGGUCAAAGGAUUAAAGCAACAAUCGAGGAGGUUCCCGUGUCGUCAGACUGCCACUGGAUGUCACCAGAUUACGAGGUUCCUCCCGUUGGUUCUUUUCCUUUACCACCGCUGCCAAGAGAUUGGAAGGACGAUAUGUAA
Lithohypha guttulata is the source of this 2097-nucleotide messenger RNA. RefSeq lists its product as uncharacterized. Lineage: Eukaryota; Fungi; Ascomycota; Eurotiomycetes; Chaetothyriales; Trichomeriaceae. The record is from RefSeq and is a predicted model, not a curated record. The transcript has a single exon. The coding region runs from base 1 to 2097 and encodes 698 amino acids.